UCAUUUACUCGAAAUUCCGCGUAGACCCACAGCGUCGUCCUCAGCCCGACGAGCACCGGCCUACCAGCCUUCUCAGUUCACACGUCCCGUCCCUAAUUCGGCAACUCCCGCUGCCUCGGCCUUGACCUAGGGUUUCGGCGCCUGAUCUCCUACCCUCCCCGUCCUCGCCGUGUCCCUCGCUCGUUUCAACUCGCCAUCCGGCAAACCGGAGGCGAAGGCGAGCGGGGGCGCCUCUCUUCGGUCACCGCGUGAACGAUUUGAGGCCGCGCGUCCAUGGCGGCGACGGGGCAGCAGGAGGAUGACAUCGACCACUACGAGGUGCUCUGCCUCCCGUCGGGGGAGGAAGGCGCCGCGCUGACCAUCGAGCAGAUCGAGAAGGCCUACCGGACGCAGUCGCGGCUGCGCCACCCCGACAAGCGCCGCGACGACCCCAACGCCACUGCGGACUUCCAGCGCCUCUCGAGCUCCUACAAGCUCCUCUGCGACGAGUCCCUUCGCCGCCAGUUCGAUGCUCGCCUACGCGGCCGCCGGGAGGCAGCGGCCCGCGCCGCCGCCGCGGGCGUCAAGCGCCGCAAGGCUGUCUCCGACCUCGAGGAGCGUGAGCGCGCUGCCGCCGCGGGCCAGCACGCCGACCCCGAAGAGCUUGCGAAGCGCGAGAUGGAGCGGGCGGCCGCCGACAUCCAGCGCGAGCUCGACGAGUUCCGCGUCGCCAAGCAGGCUGCCGCCUCAGGUGCCGGGGCAACUUCGGCGUAUGGGGAUAAGAAGGGUGGAACCUCGCAAGAUGGGGUGAAAACAGACAAGGGCAAGAUCUUGAAGGUUUCAUGGGAUGGGAGUGCCGAUUCUUACACUGCAGCAAAGUUGGAAGAACUCUUCCAGAAAUUUGGCAAAGUCGAAGAUGUAGUGAUCAAGACAAGGAAAUCGAGGAGGAAGGGCUCAGCAAUUGUAGUCAUGGGCAGCAAGGAAGCUGCUCUGUUAGCAAUACAGAACCAUUUUUCUCUUUUCCCAUUAAAUGUUGCUCCUGUUCAAGAAUCGGGUGGGUUACCAGCAAGGUCAGCUCAAGCCCAUGAAUCGAGGACAAGCAACAUUGAUGGAACUGGAUUUAGCGAUUUGGAAGCAUCGGUAUUCCGGAAACUUCAAGAGGCCCAGAAAAGGAAACAAUGUGGUUGAUUGCUUCUUUCUGAAACAUGAGUAUUGUUGACAUGUCGCACAAUGGACAGUACCGAGUAUUCCUGUGGCAGAUGAGUUACAGAAAGAGCUACACAUUUUUUUAGGUGGAGUCUUGUUGCUGAUAAAUUUAUCCAACUCAGAGCAACUACAGAUUUUUUUUUGUGUCAAUGUACAAACUGUACCAUGUAUGUAGUUUGUAAUUCUAAUUCCUACUCCCUCCGUCCCAAAAAGAAUGCAACUCUCGCUUUUCCUAGAAGUCAAACAAUUUCAAGUUUGACUAAAUUUAUACAAAAAAUUACUAACAUUUAUGUCUUUAAAUAGACUUAGUAUGAAAAUAUAUUACAUAAUUAAUCUAAUGAUAUUUAUUUGGUACCAUAACAAUUAAUACUAUUUUGUAUAAAUUUGGUCAAAUUUAAAAUUGUUUGAUUCCUUAGGAAACGAGAGAUGCAUUCUUUUUGGGAGGGGGGAGUAAUUAUGUUCUGGAGUAUGUCAUUGUCAUGUCACACCAUGAUAUGACCAUUUUUGGCUGGAAAAUGGGAAGAAGUUGCCACUAAGAAUGGUUCAUUCAUAGGUGCUUGCUGCCUUAAUCUUCAGUAAUCUCGUCUCUUACCUAUGUACUGGAGGAUCAUUUUUGGCUGAAAAAUUGGAAUAAAAUCCCUCUCCAAAUGGUUCAUUGAUCA
Molecule: messenger RNA, 1847 nt
Organism: Panicum virgatum (switchgrass)
Lineage: Eukaryota; Viridiplantae; Streptophyta; Magnoliopsida; Poales; Poaceae
Product: dnaJ homolog subfamily C member 17-like
Exons: 4
Coding region: 274-1167 (297 amino acids)
Molecular function (GO): RNA binding
Source: RefSeq, a predicted model, not a curated record